Messenger RNA from Saccostrea cuccullata (small rock oyster), 489 nucleotides. Its product is annotated as sorting nexin-12-like. Gene Ontology annotation, molecular function: phosphatidylinositol-3-phosphate binding. The transcript is spliced from 4 exons. Gene Ontology annotation, cellular component: early endosome membrane; retromer complex. The record is from RefSeq and is a predicted model, not a curated record. Gene Ontology annotation, biological process: late endosome to Golgi transport; endocytic recycling. NCBI's taxonomy places the organism in Eukaryota, Metazoa, Mollusca, Bivalvia, Ostreida, Ostreidae. Bases 1 to 489 code for a protein of 162 amino acids.
AUGAAUGGUUGUCUAGCCAGAGCACUUAAAGUCGAAGAACGUCGUGGGAAAAAAGAGGGGCAUGCAUUAUGCCAUUGGACCAGUAAUGGGUUCAACAUACCGGGCCCAAGAAAUGUGAGACACCUCAGUCCAACAACACCUCAAACUUUAAAAGUUAUACACACUAACUUACCAGUAUUUAAGGUAAAGGAGUCCACAGUGAGACGGAGAUACAGUGACUUUGAAUGGCUGAGGAAUGAGUUAGAAAGAGACAGCAAGAUUGUAGUGCCACCUCUGCCAGGGAAAGCUUGGAAGAGACAGUUACCCUUUAGGAGUGAUGAAGGAAUAUUUGAGGAUGACUUCAUUGAAGACAGAAGAAAAGGCUUAGAACAAUUUAUCAACAGAGUUGCAGGUCAUCCACUUGCACAAAAUGAAAAGUGUCUACAUAUGUUCUUACAAGAAACCAAUAUUGACAAGAACUAUGUGCCGGGCAAGAUUCGCACCACGUGA